This is a messenger RNA of Nymphalis io (European peacock), 2066 nucleotides long. RefSeq lists its product as uncharacterized. The transcript is spliced from 3 exons. Lineage: Eukaryota; Metazoa; Arthropoda; Insecta; Lepidoptera; Nymphalidae. The record is from RefSeq and is a predicted model, not a curated record. Bases 228 to 929 code for a protein of 233 amino acids.
UAACAUGUUAUGAGAUUUCAAGAAUAAAUUAUGAUUGAUUAAAAUGUUUAAAGUCAAAAUUUGGCAAUGAAUAAAAUCUGAAUUCUAUUUGGAGUGGUCUUAAUAUAAAAAUAUAAGAUUCACUUUUAUAUUUCAUUCGGCCUGAUUAGAUUUUAUUGUUAUACCAGAAAAGAUAAAAAUAUAGAUUAGUUUUAAUAAAAUACGAGGUUUUUAAUACAUAAUUUAUUAUGGAAUCAGUAUUGUCAUCAGACGAUAGUUGUGAUCAUGAUUUAAAAAGCUUAAAAAAUCAGUUGAUUGAAUAUGGUCUUGAUGAAGAUAAUUUAAGUAAAGAAGAAAUGAUGGAUAUACUUAAGGCACUUAAUUAUUCAAAGACAGUAGUUCAACCAGAUCAACCAUUACAAAAAGAGCAGGAGAAAAGUGCCGGCAUCACACCUCCAAAAAUGAUGACAAGACGAUAUUUAAAUGUGAUAGACAGACGCAUGCCUUGGAGUCUUAUUCCCCAUACUUUAGCGCCGGCUGAAAAAGCUAGAACUCUCGCUGUGUAUAUCAAGUUAAUGUCAAUUAAUAGUUAUCGUCAAGCAAGGCAGUCAACAAAUAUGACUGCUUGGUCUCCACCAAUCCAAAUUGUAGAAGCCACAAGAUUACAGCCACACAGAUCAACUAGAAGUGGUCGUUGUGUUCCACUUUAUGCUGACUAUGAUGAUGACUCAUCAGACUUUGACUGUGUGAUCACCAAAUCAAAGAAAAGAAGGGUAUUAAAUACUGAUCAGACAGAUUCCUGCAUUAAAAAAGGAUUAAGCUUAAAACGUAAACAAUCAAAAGAUGAAAAUAUUAGACCAGUUAAAGAACCCAAAGUCAUUCAUGAAAUACAAAAGUCUGAUGAUGAAAACAAUUUGAAAGUUGAUAUUUAUUCAUUAAUUGAUGACUGAAAAUAUUGUUUAAGAGAUUUAUUUUAUGUAAUAACUCACUUAUGCAAAUACUGAUCAUAUAUAAAUUUAAUUGUCUAUGAAAAAUACUCAUAUUGAUGUUUUCAACAUGAUUUAAAAUUUAUAUUGCUCGCCAAACAAGCAAUUAUGUAAAUAGUAUUUGCACAAAUUAUUUAUUUCUUCUAUUAAUAGUACUAGUGUAGGUGAUAUUCAAAAAUAUUAAAUAUUUAAUUUUUGUUUCAUUUAUAGAGAUAGGUAAUGUGAGAUGUGUGUGUGUUACUUUUACACUAGUCUACAAUUUUGUACACAAAUAGUUGGUUUAUUGGCUUCGCUUUUACAAUUUAUAGUUAUCAGUAAAAACUCACUGAGAUUAGUGUAGCUAGGUAGUAACAUGUUAAUAGAAUACCUGCCAUUAUUUUAAAAUGAAUAUCUUUUAAUCAAAGUGUUAAUUCGUCUAGAUUCAUUGUCCAUUGGGGUUUUUAUAGAAUACAAUAAAAAUGAUAUGUUUUGUUUACAGGUAAUGUAGAUUAAUUCUUUUAAAACUGCCCUGUGUGGUUUCAUAUGUGGGCCGUGUGUUACAGAUAAUUUUAUUAUUUUAUCAAAUGCAUUAAAUAUUGCUGUAAUCAAUGUUGAUUAUAUACAAGUGAUAGAUAAUGAAACAGAAGCGGCAGAGGAAAAAUAAUAUUCAGGCUAAAAUUUAUACAAGAUUACAAAGAGCUUCAAAUAAAGUUAAUUUUAAUACAAUGGCUGUUAUUUUGUUUGUCAUGAAACAACAAUUAUAAAUUAAAAAAAAUGGAAAAUAAGACCUGCUUUCUAAAUAAAUAUAGCACAAGAUUCGUUUAAACACGUUGAUGAAGCCCGCUUAGCUGAAACAGAAUGGAUUACGGUUUGACAUGUCAGAAAUUCAGUAUACAGUCAGAAAUAUGGUACUUCAAGAAUAGCUUUUUAUACACUUGUAUGCACUCGUAGUAUAUAUCUUUAUUAUACUUAAAUAACUUAUGUCUUAGAAUAACAGAUAAAACAAUCUAAUCAAGAUAUUAUACACGCUAAUAUAAACAAAAUGUAAUUUUAAAUUAUAAUAUAAAUAAUAUUUUUUCCAAAGUUUUUAGAUUAAUGGAAUUAGAAUUUAAAGUUUUAAAC